Molecule: messenger RNA, 3406 nt
Organism: Bombus pascuorum
Lineage: Eukaryota; Metazoa; Arthropoda; Insecta; Hymenoptera; Apidae
Product: prenylated Rab acceptor protein 1
Exons: 5
Coding region: 228-839 (203 amino acids)
Cellular component (GO): Golgi apparatus
Source: RefSeq, a predicted model, not a curated record
UCGUGUUUGUGUAGUAGUGUCGUAGUGGUAGGGGUAACAUAGUAGUUCGAUGUGCGAUAUGAUGGGAGUUUUACUGCCUUCGACGGGUUUUUUCUAAAACGAGGCUACAAAUGCCUUGCAGUGGGGAUACGAGACUCCACGUAAAACAGUCAAACAGAGAGAAUAAGUAGUCGUUUCUUUAUCACACGUUCCCAUUCCCGAAAAUUUGAUCAUUAAAAAAAACGAGAAUGGCAGACGUGGGAAUUGAGAUUGCGGGAGAUAUGCAAAUACCUCAACAAAAGCAAAAAUCUGGCACUGGGCUUGAAUUCCUACAGAUACCACAACUUCCACUCAGUAACAUAGGAUAUCCACAAGCUCAUGAAUGGAUUGAACACAGAAAAGCUAAUAUUAGGCCUUGGUCUAUGUUUCUUAAUACAAGCAACAUAAGACCUCCACCCAGUUUACCAAGAUUGAGUAAAAGAAUUAUGAGAAAUAUUGAAUAUUUCCAAAGCAAUUAUUUGUUCGUGUUUGUUGGAUUAGUUAUAUAUUGUUUGAUUACAUCGCCAUUAUUGCUGCUUGCUGUUGCUGCAUCUCUUGGAACUUGUUAUAAGGUUUCGCAACGUCAUGCUAAACAGGAGCUUACAAUAUUCAAUCAUAAAUUAACGCUAGCACAAGUUUAUUCUUUGGUAGGAAUCUGUUCACUGCCAAUCUUUUAUUUAGUAGGUGCUGGUGCAGCUCUUUUCUGGGUUCUUGGCGUAUCCUGGUUUCUAAUAACUUUACAUGCAGCAUUCUAUAAUAUUGACUCAAUAUUAUGUCCAGGAGAAGAUGAACUCAAUUCUUUAGUUAUGCAAGAAGUGUGAUUUCUAUUAUAAUAGAUAUGUACUAUAUCAAAUUUUAAUCAAAUUUUAUGUAAUAUGUAGAUAAUAUAAAGCAUUAUACAUUUAUACAAAUUCAUGUAUUACUAAAAGAUACAUGUAUGUAAGAUAUAAUUAGUAGAAUAAUAUGUCAAACUUAAUUUUAAUGAAUAGAAGUAAUAUAAAUAAUAUAUAUAUAUAUAUAUAUAUAUAUAUAUAUAUAUAUAUAUAUAUAUAUAUUCAAACUUUGACUGCCACGCCGAAAUUACAUGUUUCGCUCAGGAUGCUACGGGAGUAUUUUUAUUAUUCAAAGCAUAUAAUGGCAAAAUAAUAAUAAAUUGAUGAUGUAAGACAACAUUCUUCCCCAAUGGACCGUUUAUCUUAUUGGUGGUCACGGGUGACCACCGUGGCGCCUUGGUAACAGUUGAUAGCGAGAUAGUAUAACAAGGCUUCGUUUAUUUCAACAAACCAUUCGCAUUCGUUAUUUCGUCGUAAGCAAAACGUCCAGAAUAUAUUGUUGAAUCGUGUAGAAGAUAUUAGUAAACAGUAUUUGCUCAUUCUAUAUAUAAUAGUAAGAUUACCCCUCAAAGAUAUGGAUGCAGAUACUGAAUAUUUUUCGAGUGCAUCCGAGAAGUCUUCAUUGGAAGACUCGUCUCAAUAUGAAGCAUCAGAAGACGAAAUAUUCCGCGUAUCGCCCAAGAUAAGGCGGCGUCAAAUCGAACCGGAUACCGAAGAUGAAAUGGAUAUCGAAAAUGAAAAUGAACAUAAUAUAGAGGAUAACGAAUGGUCAAAUAAUAUAACACAAACAGCGGCAAGUGUAAUCCCAUUUGUAAAAUCUAGAACUGCUGUACAGAUCGAGGGUAAUCAGCCACACAGUUUUUACGUUGUUUUCCUUACGGAAGAAAUUCUACAAAUAAUUGUUGAUGAAACCAAUAGAUACGCUGAACAAUAUAUGCAAAAUAGAAGAUCCAUUCGUGUAGAUAAAUGGACUCCAACCGACAAAAAUGAAAUGAAACGAUUUUUCGGGUUACUAAUAUGGAUGAGCCUAGUUAAGUUACCAAAAUAUGACGCAUAUUGGUGUACCAAUAACACCUACUGCCAAUCUUUUCCAAGGACAGUUAUGUCGAGAAAUCGGUUUGAGUUGUUAUUACGGUUCCUUCAUUUUACAAAUAAUCAAACGGCAAACACAAAUGAUAGACUGUAUAAGUUAAGACAAAUUGUUGAUAUACUAAAUCAAAAUUUUUCUAAAUACUAUGAUUUAGAUGAAGAGAUAUGCAUUGAUGAGUCGCUAGUACCCUUCCGAGGUCCCAUAAAGUUCGGACAAUUUCUGAAAGAGAAACGACAUAAAUACGGCAUCAAAGUCUUCAAAAUAUGUUCGGGCCAAGGGUAUACAUACAAAUUUGAAAUAUAUUCAGGAAAAAACUUAGUUGCACCAUGCGUAACCCCCACAAAUGUUGUAAUGAAUAUAUGCAACAAUAUUCUUCAUAGAGGCCACACAAUUUACACCGAUAAUUGGUAUACAAGUAUAAAUUUAGCCGAAAAAUUAAUUGAUUGCAAUACUCAUUUAGUAGGAACCCUAAGAAAAGAUAGAAAGGGAAUACCUGUUGACGUCAAAUUUAAAAAAUUAAAACGCGGUGAACUUAUCGCAAUGCAAAAUAAGAAGGGAAUUACGGUCCUCAAGUGGAAAGAUGAGCGUGACAUUUUUAUGAUUUCGACAAAACAUUCAACUGAAAUGGCAGAGGUCCGCAAAAAGAAUUAUGUUUGUGAUAAACCAAUGGUAGUGGUAGAUUAUAGCAGAGGAAGAUGUGCUGUAGAUUUAUCAGAUCAAAUGAUAGCAUAUUCUACACCACAUAGAAGAACCCUCAAGUGGUAUAUAAAAUUAGCUUUAGAAUUAUUGUUUACAUCAAUUUCAAACGCGAUGAUACUCUAUAAACAAGCAACAAAAACAAAAGUCAAGGUAUCAGAUUUUAGAAUGGCACUCGCAAUGCACCUUACACAGUGCCACUCACCAGAGCCGUCAGAUAUACUUAUUCGACAAAGAUCGCGACACGAAAUGCAGAAGAAAGAAGGGCAAGCGUACCUGGCACGAAAAUUUUGCAGAGAGUGCUAUAAAAAAAAUGUUAAACAGUUAGGGUCAAAAAUUGCUAAGAAUCGCACCAAAAAGGUGACCACCUAUUGUCCAGAUUGUAUUGAUGAGCCACAUUUAUGUUUAAAGUGUUUUAACACAGUGCACCGUUAGAUGCAAGAUUUGUUCUCAUUUUUUUUUUUUUUUUUUAUUGAUGCUCUAAUAAAAAUGUUUAAUUGUUCAAUGGGGCACUUUUUAUUUCAAAGUAUUUUCUAUUUAUCGGUUAUAUUCAAAAUAUCCUAAUCACCAAUGACCACCGUGGCGUCACAGGAGAAACAGUGGCCGGCCAUAUAUGAUCAAUAUGGCAGUCAAAGUGUUAAAUGAAUGAUCUUUAUAUAUAAUUUACUUUGUUACAGAAAGUACCAAAGAAUAUUUUGUACUACUACUAUUGCGAAAUAAAUAUUUCUAGUUGUAAUAGGAAGUUAAAUAAAACAUUGAAAUAUUUGUA